Necator americanus (New World hookworm) is the source of this 1116-nucleotide messenger RNA. RefSeq lists its product as uncharacterized. The transcript is spliced from 7 exons. NCBI's taxonomy places the organism in Eukaryota, Metazoa, Nematoda, Chromadorea, Rhabditida, Ancylostomatidae. Bases 1 to 1116 code for a protein of 371 amino acids. The record is from RefSeq and is a predicted model, not a curated record.
AUGCAGAGCAUUCCAGAAGUCAAUUUUGCUGAAUGCACUGUGAAAACAAAAGAGAAAAGAGAUCAAGUAAAUCGUCGAAGGUUGUCGCGACGUAUUGCUACCUCAUUCCUUCCUAAAGCGUACUCUGUUCCUUUUAUACGAGUGCGAACACAAGGGGAUGAACGGUUCCUGUUAGGAUCACAGCUGGAGCUUGAGCAUCCCAAGGAUGUAGCCUUGACGGAGAAGAGAGAAAGGACCACUAACGACAUCAAACAAAUGCUUCGAAGACCAAAUCACUAUUCGCUACCAUUACUACUGCGAUCAUUGCGCAAAAACGUCUUAAAUGAGUUUACAACCGCCAAGCUACAUUCGGGAGAUGUCAAAAAAGCACGUAAGAACCUCGCUAUGCACGGUUCCAAGCUAGAGAAAAACUUCUACUUCAAUGGAAAUCAUACUGAAAUGAAAAUAAACGUGCACCCCUGGCCAACAAAGAAGCUUUUACUGAAAAGGAUCAAAACAACGGGAUUUCCACUCAGCCCGACUCACCCUCCAAUGUCAACAGCAACGCCGCCUAGUUCGAAUUAUACUUUAGAAUCUCUGAAUACCACUUCCGAGGACAUUUUAGCUUCAACCAGUAGCCCAGGCAAAGCCGGUGGAAAUCGCACGGAUGCGCACCAUUCGAGGACACCCACAACAAUGACAGUGACCAGGAUGAGCACACUCUUAGAAUACGUAUCAAGCACUGCACCAAUUAUUUUCGUCAAACUGACGAGAAUAGGGCCCACGAGGACUGCGAAUGGAACAAGCCACGGGAUCUCCAAGCGCACCACUGCUGAGCGUGCAUCAAGUCCCAACAUAACCGCAGAUCAAGUGGCGAUGGAUCAAACGCCUACAUCUAUCACAGUCGACGAGAAGCUCUCUAACACAACAGAAGAGAGCGCAAUUAGUAAAAGAAAUAAAAGCGACCGAAAACACCGAAAUACAAGCACCAUGACUGUGAACCACAUCGAGGACGUGGACUUUAUGACGGAAGUCACAAAACUGCCAAAUGGAACAGUUCCGUCCAAGUCAAUCAAACGCAAGAGAAGCAAGAAUGCGUCAACGAAGAAAAACAGCACCAAGUCGGAUCUAGCCUAG